AUGAUUCAACCUUCCUCAGACACUUUAUAUAUUUCCCUCGCUGAAGCGCCAUUACUUCCACCACCCUGCUUCCAAUGCAACAGUCCUAGCCGACGAUAUGUCACCAGAUCCUCGAAUCUUAACGGAAACGCAUCUCGCCCAUACUAUAAGUGUAUAAAGUGUCCCAAGUUUCUUUGUUUUGCAGAUCAAAGAGGCAACGUUACAAAUAACCCGCCAUGCCAAUGCGGCAAGUCCAGCAAGUUUCAGGUAGCAGGUUGGACCAAUAGACAACCUGGUGGCUUGCAUCUUGUAUGUAGAAUGGGAGCUUGCGGUUACUAUUCCUCUGUUGUGGAUCAGAAUGGUGAACAGAAGGUGCUGAGUCGGGAAGAAAUGAAUCUUUGGAUGAGUGUUGGUAGGGUUUGA
Fusarium poae is the source of this 402-nucleotide messenger RNA. RefSeq lists its product as uncharacterized. The record is from RefSeq and is a predicted model, not a curated record. NCBI's taxonomy places the organism in Eukaryota, Fungi, Ascomycota, Sordariomycetes, Hypocreales, Nectriaceae. Bases 1 to 402 code for a protein of 133 amino acids. The transcript has 2 exons.